AAUGCCUGACGCUUUUUGUGUUAUACUUUCAGUUUCAACACAUCAAUGUCUUAUAAAACCUUAUGUACUAGAGAUACUGGCUACCAUGCAGAUACAGUAGAGUGGUGCCCUAUCGAGGGAUUUGAGGAGUUCUUAGUGUGUGGGACUUACCAAUUGAUAGAGAAAGGGGGACAAAAACAAGUUGCUCAUUUGGGCGAAGACAACGUCUCACAAUUUGGCCGGAGAGUUGGAGACAUCCAGUUAUAUCAGCUCGAACAGUUAAAAAGUUUAACCAAGCAAGGUUCCUACUGUCAGGGAGCGGGUAUAUUGGACACAAAGUGGUACAGAGUUCCUGUGAAUAAUAAAGCUGUCCUUGGUGCUGUGAGUGCUGAAGCUGAAUUAAAAAUAUUAACAUUAUCAAGGGAUGAGGGGGUUGGCAUUGAGGAGUACUCCAGUACGGUUGGACAGGACAAGAUAUGUCUGUCACUUGAUUGGUCCCACAGUCAAAGUACUCUGACCUGUGUGGUAAGCGACUCAAAGGGUGAGCUGACCCUUCUGCAGUGUUCCGAAGGAUCAUGGGAAACCCGUCAAAUCUCACAGUGGGCAGCCCAUGGAUAUGAGGCAUGGAUUGCAGCCUUUGACAGAUGGUCACAUAAUGUUGUUUACUCUGGUGGUGACGACUGUCUCCUCAGGGGGUGGGACACAAGGACUAACUGCACCAAUCCUAUAUUUACCAGCAAGAGGCAUGAAAUGGGUGUGAGUAGCAUACAGUGCAAUCCAGUACAUGAGCACAUCAUGGCUACCGGCAGUUAUGAUGAAAAAAUCUUAGUUUGGGACACAAGGAACAGAAGGACCCCCCUGACCUCGGCAUCCCCAGGAGGAGGGGUGUGGAGAAUUAAAUGGCACCCAGUCACUGGUAACCACAUGCUGACUGCAUCAAUGUACUCGGGUUACCACAUUCUCAAAUUCAUCAAUUGUCAAGGUUCUUGCAGCUUAAAAAAAACUACAUCUUACACUGAAAAUGCAGUCCUUGCUUAUGGUGCAGAUUGGUGUUACAAAAACUUAGCAAAUAAAGCUGCAUGUAGGGGGAAUAAUGAUGACACAAACACGUCAAGAGAAUUUAUUAUAGCAACAUGUUCAUUUUAUGAUCAUAUCUUGCACUUGUGGGAAGUUUGUAUAUAAAAAAUAAAAACAGUUAAAACAUGAA
Nematostella vectensis (starlet sea anemone) is the source of this 1186-nucleotide messenger RNA. Its product is annotated as diphthine methyltransferase. The transcript is spliced from 9 exons. The record is from RefSeq and is a predicted model, not a curated record. Bases 46 to 1161 code for a protein of 371 amino acids. Lineage: Eukaryota; Metazoa; Cnidaria; Anthozoa; Actiniaria; Edwardsiidae. Gene Ontology annotation, molecular function: protein binding.